Molecule: messenger RNA, 1266 nt
Organism: Trametes versicolor FP-101664 SS1
Lineage: Eukaryota; Fungi; Basidiomycota; Agaricomycetes; Polyporales; Polyporaceae
Product: glycosyltransferase family 4 protein
Exons: 9
Coding region: 1-1266 (421 amino acids)
Biological process (GO): GPI anchor biosynthetic process
Cellular component (GO): glycosylphosphatidylinositol-N-acetylglucosaminyltransferase (GPI-GnT) complex
Molecular function (GO): phosphatidylinositol N-acetylglucosaminyltransferase activity
Source: RefSeq, a predicted model, not a curated record
AUGCUCAGUGCGAACCUCCUUCGUCGUGGCCAUAAGGUGAUUGUCAUAACACAUAGCCACCCACCAGACCGUGUCGGCAUCAGAUGGCUGCUUCCCUCGCUGAAGGUGUACUAUAUCCCUUUCCCGACCAUUGCCUCGUCGGCGACCCUGCCCAACUACUUCACGUUCUUGCCGUACUUUCGGACUAUCAUACUCCGGGAGGGGAUACAGCUCAUACACGGCCACGCCGGCUUGUCCUCGUUGGCGCAGGAGGCGAUCCUACAUGCUCACCAUAUGGGCGUACGGACGGUCUUUACGGACCACAGUCUGUUCGGCUUUGAUGAUGCCGCUAGCAUCCUCACAAACAAACUACUAGAAGGUGCACUGCGAAACGUCGACGCUGCUAUAUGCGUUUCACAUACCGGGCGUGAGAACACUGUAUUGAGGUCAAGGUUGCCCCCGGAACACGUCUAUGUCAUACCCAACGCUAUCAUAGCCGACCAGUUCAAACCAGCAUCUUCGCCCCCCUCCACUGAUCCCAUUACCAUUGUAGUCAUAUCUCGCAUGGCCUACCGGAAAGGAGUUGACCUUUUGGUGGCCACGGCACCUCGAAUAUGCGCCCUUUUUCCUAACGUGCGCUUACUGAUAGGCGGGGACGGUCCUAAGAUGAUAGACCUCUUGCAGAUGCGAGAAAAAUACCUUCUCCAAGAUCGUAUCGAAAUGCUCGGUAUGGUCCGCCAAAACGAUGUUCGCGAUGUUCUCGUCAGGGGUUCGAUAUUCAUGACCACCUCUCUCACCGAGUCGUUCGGCAUCGCAACUCUAGAGGCUGCCUGUGCAGGGCUUUACGUGGUCUCCACUCGUGUCGGCGGGUUACCAGAGAUCCUCCCAGAAGACGUGAUCUCCUUCGCUAACCCAGAUGAAGACGAUGUGGUCCGCGCAAUGUCAGAAGCAAUUGCGCUAGUAGCCGCCGGAAAGCACGACCGAUUCCGUGCCCAAGCAUGGAUGAAGGGGUACGACUGGAAGGAAAUCACCCAAAGAACGGAGACAGUGUAUGAUUCCGUUCUGAGCUCCACCCCGACCGACUUCUGGACGCGUUUGCAUCGCACUCUCGACCUGGGCCGCUUCGCGGGUAUCAUCUUCGCUAUCAUAUUGCUCGUCGACUGCCUCUUCUUCAUGUUUCUCGAGUGGUAUCUACCGGAGGACACGUUGGACAAAGUCGAGAUGCACUGGGAACACGAGAACUUCGAGGAGGCUGUGAGAAAUUACGAGGUUAGGAAAGCGUCAUGA